Strongylocentrotus purpuratus (purple sea urchin) is the source of this 2784-nucleotide messenger RNA. RefSeq names its product nucleolin-like. The coding region runs from base 244 to 1824 and encodes 526 amino acids. The record is from RefSeq and is a predicted model, not a curated record. The transcript has 11 exons. Lineage: Eukaryota; Metazoa; Echinodermata; Echinoidea; Camarodonta; Strongylocentrotidae.
AAUCCGUGGCGCCGCAUUCAUCCACUCUCCGUGUUCGUAUACAGUCACACAGUGUGCUAAACAUCGCUUAUACUUCCGGGCGAUAGAGAAACAGUUUGGAUAUAGUUUAGUGCCUUCUACAGUUUUAUUUUUCUGAAAGCAAAAGAAGGAUUAUAAAUUGUAAAUUUGAUCUACGUUCCUUUCGUCUAUUUUUAGUAGCAUUUUACAACCGUUUUCAACUUAAACGCAAAAACAGUCUUCAAUAUGCAGUCUUUACAAACAAGGAUAUUCGCUCUUUUGCUUAUUUUUGUGUUCGCUCUUUCGGCUUUGGCUGCUCCACUCAAAGAAGACAGACUAAAUGAAGAAACAAAAUUACAAAAGGUCGAAAAUGCAGUGACGUCACAAGAUAGAGAACUAGAAGACACACAACCAAAGCAAAUCCAAGAAACAGAAGACGGUCCUGUCGAUGUAGAAGAAGAUAACACACCAGAUGAAGACGACGAUGAUGACAGGGGGCAGGAAGUCAUCAACUAUCAGGAUAUUCAAGUCGAUCAUAACAGCAAAGUGACCAGUGAAAAUGAAGGCAAGAAACCAGAGACAGACAGCAAAAACGAAGAAGAAGAAGAAGAAGACGAGUUUGACGAUUUGCUUGGAUAUGAAGAUGAAGAUGAGGAGCAGCUCGAGGAGGCUGUCGAACAACAGAUGGAAGAAGAAGAAGAAGGAUCAGAGUACAUGCUAACACCUGCUGCUGCACGUGAAUUGAUGCUAGAGCUACGAGAUCCCGUGGAGGUGGCCAAGUUUGUGGUGGAAACAGAUGACGCUGCUGGCUUCCUUCGGGCUCUAAGGUUACUCUUACAUGACGGAUAUAUCACUGAGGCUGAAGCCUACGCUCUCAAGGAUGAAGUAGCAUCACAGCUCAGAAACCUUCUCAUGCUACAACAAGUUGAACUAUCGAGGGCGCUGUUCGAGACCUAUCAACCACAGGUGGAAGAGGAUCCCACGGCAGAUUUGGAUGGUUUACUCUACAACCAGAUGGCUCAACCUGCAGAAUAUUAUGACUAUGCCAACAUGAUUAACCAAGAUGAAGUGCCGUAUGGAAGCUCUCAAGUCAACCUCUAUGAUGCAUACCAAGAUGCAAUUGAACAGGAAAGCACUCAAGCCUUAUCAGAGAUAGCCGAGAUACUUGCACAAAGGAUUGCACGAGGUGAAAUCUCGCCGGAAGAUGGCGCUAAAAUCAUGAGCAAGGUUGUGCAGCUCCUUCCUGACAACUACUGGGGUGAGAGCGAAGAAGGCAUGAGCUCAGAGGGGGGCAGCGAAUACAGAGAAGAAGACUUGGGCCUUUCAUCACAGACCAGCGAGUACAUGCAGGGCGAGGACGAGAUCGAGAGAUACGGCCAGGAGGUCGAGCCUGAGAUUGAGAACUUCGAGGAAGAGCUCCUAGAACAAGGACCGGAUGGAUUGGUCAAGGACAUCAAGGAGACGGACCAUAAUGGUGACGCGGACGCGACGGAGUUAGAGCAGGAGGCGGAGAAGAUUGCAGAUGAAUUAGAAGACGAACUCAUUGAAGGAGGAAAGACAUCGAAAACAGAGUCCAUUAAGAUUACCAAACCUGGAGCCGAAGCUGUUGUAAAAGUCGGCCCAUCAAAUGACGUCAUUGAUGAGGAUGUGGAGAAAAACUGGAAAGACAUGUCGCUACUACUCGAUAAUGACAUUCCUGAGGACAUCUUGAGAAGUCUUGGCAUCGACAUGGAAAAGCUAGGUAACAAGUACGAAGAAGAGAAGGAACUUGAAGAUGAGGAGGAGAAAGAGAUCAAGGAGAUAGCAACGAAAGAAGGGGAGGAUUAAUCGGGAUGAGCUUACGUCAUUUAUGACCCCCACCCUUCCUCCUCCUCCUUCCGCAAAGGAAUUGGAAAUCAGAGACUGCAAUGUGAUCAUGUACCAUCUUCAAGCGUCGGUUCGGUUGUGGGUAUGGAAAGGGUUAUAGGACUAUGUGGAAAUAAAGCAUUGUUAAUUGAAAUAUUAUUUUAGUUAUAAACAUUGUUUGAAAUUUAAAUGAGCAAAUUCUUUCAGUGAAGAACCUCUUUCAACCAAAAAAAAAUUGAUAAUUUUGUUAAAACCCACAAAUCGAUUUUUGACAACGCUAGGUACUCAAAACAGAAUUUGACGUUGAAAUACACAAAAAAAAUCACUCCCAUCUUUCUUUUCUGCCAACACAAUUAAUAUUCAUCAGUUUAUCAUAAACGAACACUCAUAAUUUUGCUAGAAAAUGUUAUCAAAACGGACGGGAGAUCAUUACCUUGUCCUGGUAUGACCUUCGUUUUCUGAUCAUUGAUUGCGCUAGGAAGACAGAGUGUUUGACAUUCGGAUCAUAUUCAUGCAGUCUCUGAUUUCCACCGUAUUCUUUGCCUCAGUCUUUAAUUUGCAUCGAAAUUCAUCACCUUCGCAGUUCGCUAUAUUUUUUCACACCUUUGUACGAUGUUUUCGAUACCUUUAUUGCUAUACUUCAGUUGUGUUAAGUUUGGUUGUAUCUUUGAUAUAUUUCACUAGAUUAUGAUUUUCUGAACAAGUAGAAUAAUUUUACAUUUUUGUUGACUUAUGCUUUUGAACACCUUUAUCACUUUUGCCUUUUAAUCGUUAACAUCACGUCAGAAAAUGAACAAUGCUGGUGUCGAAAGAAAAUCAUUUUUCAGUCAUUGAAAAGAAAUAUGAGCAUGGCACUUUAUAUUUAUCUCUUUAUUUCUAAUCACGUUUAAUCAAUAAUUGUUUCAUUUGGGGUAAAUGGUGUUGGCUAUCAUUAUAUAAUAA